Messenger RNA from Brassica napus (rape), 1178 nucleotides. RefSeq lists its product as uncharacterized. Lineage: Eukaryota; Viridiplantae; Streptophyta; Magnoliopsida; Brassicales; Brassicaceae. Gene Ontology annotation, molecular function: zinc ion binding. The transcript has 2 exons. The record is from RefSeq and is a predicted model, not a curated record. Bases 602 to 1144 code for a protein of 180 amino acids.
CUGAACUUUGCGGGAAUUGCCAAAAGAAACCUGGACAUAUGGGCUAGCCAAUAAAAUCAUGAACUUUUGUUGACUUUUCGGGUUUAUUAAUAAACUUACGAUUGACUGACCAGAUUAACACACCGUUAACCGAGUUAACUGUUAAUUAAGCGGACGUUUAUUUUGGGUGUUAAAGUAUACGACGUCGUUUCAUCACUUUGUCUGAUUAAAGACAAACGACGUCGUUUAUAUAGCUGUGUUAUUAAAAAUAUGGGUUUCCUACGGCUCGAACUCGUGUACUCGGGUUUAAUGGUAGGGGUUUUUGCCACUGAGCUAGUGGACUUUGCGAUAGAUUUACGAACACAAUUUCUUUUAUUCUUCGAAUCCGAGUUAAAGACAAAUUAAUGAAACGACGCGUUUUAUAUUAACUUUUUAUUAAAAAGAUGGGGUUCCAUCGACUCGAACUCGUGCACUCGGGUUUAAUGGUAGGGGUUUUUGCCACUGAGCUAGUGGACUUUGCAAUGUAUGUACGAACACAGUUUCUUUUAUUCUCUUUGAAUCCGAGUUAAAUGAAUCAAAAAGAAACGACGGCGUUUUCUCCUCCGAUUGGUAUAAACCCUAAAUGGGCGAAAUCAUAAAUCCAGUUCGCGAUUCAAGCUCGAUUCUCUUCGAUCUCGUCCUUAAGAAUCUCGAUUCUCAUCUCUCCUUCUUCGAGUAUCGCAUGAUGAGUUCGGGUUGUGAGGAUUCGUCUGUGAAUACGAUGGGAAUUCGUGGUAUCCCGGAGCAAUGCGGCUGUGGUCGAAGAACUGGGAUAUACACAUCAAAAACGAAGGUCAAUCCAGGAAGAACUUUCUUUAGAUGCCCAACGUUUCAAAAUGAUCACUUGUAUAAAUGGGUAGAUGAAGCUGUCUACGAAGAGGUUCAAGAUGCAUUGCCAAAAGUUGAGUGCUUUGCAUCAGAUGUUAUGAAACUUAAAAUGGAGAUCGAAAGCAUGAAAACCGUGGAGGAAGAGUUGAAAGAAGAUGUCAGGAAGGCGAGCAAUGAACUUAAGAAGCUGAAUGUGAUCAUGAAAGUGGGUUUUUCGGUGGUUUGUUUAUGCGGUGUGAUAUGUCUUGUGUUGAUCAUGUUUGACAAAGCAUAUGGGUUGUCUAUGAAUAGCUACUAGGAGACUCUGUUUAUGUAAGACUAUGUUUAUGUAA